AUGCAUUCUCAGAUAGACAUUGUCCGCGAGGAUGGUUCAAUUGUUUUCCAAAAUGGAAAGAUGGUAUAUGCCAAUACCAUUGUACAUUGUACUGGGUAUAAGUAUUACUUUCCAUUUCUUGAAACCAGUGGGUAUAUUAACAUUGAUGACAACCGCAUUGAUCCUCUCUACAAACAUAUCUUUCCACCUGCGCUUGCUCCCGGACUUUCCUUUAUUGGUUUAUCAGCAAAUGUUUUGCAAUUUUAUAUGUUUGAAGUCCAAAGCAAAUGGGUGGCUACAGUUUUAUCCGGACGAUGUGAAUACCUCAACUGGAUCACAGAACAAUGUGGAUUUCCACAUGUUGAACAGUGGAGAAUUCAAGAAAUAGUCCGGGGUUACCAAAGACUUGUGUUUCAGCCUGAGACUUUCCGUGAAGAAUGGGACGACGAUGAUCUCAUGAAAGAAGCUUACGAGGAUUUCGCUAGGCAAAAUUUGAUCAGCUUUCAUCCUUCUCGUUUCCUUGAAUCCAAAAGAUGA
Arabis nemorensis is the source of this 516-nucleotide messenger RNA. The record is from the annotation of a GenBank genome assembly. Lineage: Eukaryota; Viridiplantae; Streptophyta; Magnoliopsida; Brassicales; Brassicaceae.